This is a messenger RNA of Trichomonas vaginalis G3, 1620 nucleotides long. RefSeq names its product integrase core domain containing protein family. The transcript has a single exon. Gene Ontology annotation, biological process: DNA integration. Lineage: Eukaryota; Parabasalia; Trichomonadida; Trichomonadidae. The record is from RefSeq and is a predicted model, not a curated record. The coding region runs from base 1 to 1620 and encodes 539 amino acids. Gene Ontology annotation, molecular function: nucleic acid binding.
AUGGAUGACGUAUAUUUAAAAAAUUUAAUUUAUAAUUUAGUAUUUAAUCAAAAUUUUCUUAGUUAUUGUGAAUUAAAAUCAUAUCUCCAAAAACAUAAUAACAAUAUAACGGGUGAUGAUAUGGAAUAUUAUUAUCAGUAUUAUAAAAAUGAAAUUUUGAAAUUUCAUGAUGAAAUAAUUUCUAAAAUUAAAGACAAAAUUAAAAAUAAUGAAUAUACAAAGGGAAAAACUAAAUCACAACUUAAACGGCUGAAAGAUUUCAAAAAUAAAGUAUUAACAGAAGAAGAUAUUGAUGAAUUAUAUAAAUUAUAUAAUCCUGAGCCACAAAAACCAAAGGAACAAAAACAAAAGGUGCAAAACGCCCAGGUCCUUCAGACCAUAAAUGAAGCACAAGCUUUAAUUUAUGAUUCAUUAGUUAAACCAUAUUCAGCCCGACUUUUAAAUGAAGAUCAACUUUUGGAAUUCAUCCUUCAACAUAAACUCGAAGCGGGAAAGUAUAUCAAACCUUUAUAUACAGCAUAUUUAAAACAAAUGAAUAGAAUAUAUCCAGAAUUAAUGACGGGAGGAAUGAAUUCCAAAACUUCAUCAUCCAAAAUCAAAGCAGAUAAAAUUAAACCACUUGCAACACCAAAACCUCCAACGGUAGUACCUCCUCCUUCAGUUAAUCCUUCAUCAUCCAAAAUCAAAGCAGAUAAAAUUAAACCACUUGCAACACCAAAACCUCCAACGGUAGUACCUCCUCCUUCAGUUAAUCCUUCAUCAUUCACUUUAUUAUAUCCAUUUCAAACAUUAAAGAAGCAAAAAGAUUUUAAAAAGGAUUUCAAGAUAUUAAAUAAACCAACUGACCCAAAAAUUCAACCGUUAAAGGAAAAAUUUAGUCGCCCUUCAUUUGCUCCAUAUCCAUAUUCAUACGAAAUCGAUCAUUUAGAAUAUUCAAAAGGAAACGUUACUUAUUUAUUUGCCAUUAACAUUAACACUAGAUAUUUAUAUUGCAUUCCAGUGAAAGGGAAAACAGAACAGGAAACAAGAAGAGCUAUUCAAUACUUACUAGAUCAUGAAAGAGUAGAUAAUAUAAGGAGUGAUGGUGAUAAAGGAUUUCAGGCAACUAUGGCUCAUUAUUUCCCACAAAUUAAUUUUUACUUCUCAUCUUCUCCAUAUACGUUUCAUAAUAAAAUAGUUGAUGCGGUAAUGAGAACUCUUAGAGAUGCGUUAGGGGUUAACGGUCAGAUAUACUGGGAUGGAAAUCAUGACUCCAUCAUACAACAGUUAGUAUAUUAUUACAAUAAUACAUGGCAUAGAACUAUAAACAUGAAACCAGUGGAAAUGAAAAAUGAUAUUUCAAAAGAAUGGGGAUAUAUUAGAAAGCAAAUGGAAAGGUUAAAUGAUGUUAAACGUGAACAAAUUAAUUCGGGGCUCAUGAAUUUUAAACAAGGGGAUAAAGUUUUGAUUCAUCUCGAUUAUGGAAAAACUGAUAAAUCAAUGACAAAAAGAAGACGAAGAUUUGACACAAUAGCUGAAUUUGUUAGAUAUAUUAACGGCAAUGCAUUAGUUGAGGUUAACAAUAAAUUAAUAGAAAUUCCGAUUUAUUUUAUUACUCCAUUAUAUUUAAAUAAUAUUUAA